UUCAUAGCAUGUAUUGAUAUAAAGACAACAUCGGGUGUAGUGAGGGGUCAGACGAUAGAUGUGUUGGGCGUAAGUAUUGACCAGUUUUUGAGUAUACCUUAUGCCGAACCACCCGUCGGGAAACUCCGGUUCGCCAAACCUGAACCCAUCAAAACACCCAAACCGGGCAUUAUAGACGCGACAAAACCCAAAAACACUUGUGUUAUGCCAUUAAGUGUCCCAAAUCUGACCCAAAGUGAAGACUGUUUAUUAUUAAACAUAUGGACACCAAAUGCAGUAAAUAAUAACACAAACAAAUCACAGCUCAAACCCAUUAUGUUUCACAUACACGGCGGGGGGUUAUCUGUGGGCUCCAUAUUUGGUGGAAUGGAUAGUAAUGUGUUGGCCACACGUGAUGUGGUUUACGCCUCAGCAGCUUAUAGAUUAGGA
This is a messenger RNA of Medioppia subpectinata, 429 nucleotides long. NCBI's taxonomy places the organism in Eukaryota, Metazoa, Arthropoda, Arachnida, Sarcoptiformes, Oppiidae. The record is from the annotation of a GenBank genome assembly.